AUGGGGAAUUUGAAGCAAGACUUGUCCCAUGAGACGCCCUGCCACCCGCGUGCCUGCGCAAUCCAAGAUUGCCUGACCAAAAACUCGUACAAGGAGGAUAAAUGCCAGGCACAGAUCGAUGCCCUCUACGAAUGCUGCAAUGCCUUCUACCAACAGCAAGGAGACCAGGCGUCAGUCGUGAGCUGUCCCAAGGCUCACCUGUUGCGGCUCAAGAUGAAGCAGCGUGCUGAGGCAGCAGGAAACACGGAGUCCCAGAAAUAG
Molecule: messenger RNA, 261 nt
Organism: Penicillium argentinense
Lineage: Eukaryota; Fungi; Ascomycota; Eurotiomycetes; Eurotiales; Aspergillaceae
Exons: 4
Coding region: 1-261 (86 amino acids)
Cellular component (GO): mitochondrial intermembrane space
Source: RefSeq, a predicted model, not a curated record